GGUCAGUGAGAUACAAACUCCCAUUUCCGCCGCCAUCCACUCGCAUCUUCUUCACCCCAAAACCCCUACGCCGCCGCCGUGGUAGGAAGGGAGAACGCCGCCGUCUGCACUGCUUCGAAAUUUCACGAACUUAGCAUAGGGUGCUGAUAUAGUUUGAACAUAAAUAUGCCUCUUUAUGACUGCAUGCUUUUGUUAAAACCCACUGUACCAAAGGAAGCCCUCUUUGAUUUGAUUGCGCGGGUGGGAAAGCAUGUUUACAGAAGAAAUGGAGUGGUGACUGAUUUGAAAUCUUUAGGAACUGUUCAAUUGGGUUAUGGAAUCAGAAAACUGGAUGGGCGAUAUUAUCAGGGCCAACUGCUACAGAUGACUAUGAUGACACCACCUAGCAUAAACUCUGAGUUAUACUAUCUGAACAAGGAAGACCGGUUGCUCCGUUGGUUACUGAUCAAACACCGUGACUUUAAAUUCAAAGGGGGCUCAACGGGUGAACUUGAUAUCGCAACUGAGCUUAGAGAUCUCAAGAGUGUUUUGAACGAUGGCAACAUGAAUAUUGAAGAGGAUGAUGAUGAUGACGACGAUGAUGAUGACGAGGUGCAAUCCGAAUCAGGAGAAAGCAUGAAUUAGAGAUGGUUACUUCUUGAUGGUCUUCUCUUUUUGGUGUGGUUUCAUUUAGCAAGACCAGCUGAAACUCUAGCGUGAUAAAAUGAAAUGUGCAAUCGUAUUUUAUGGGAUAAAUUGCCAAUCUAUAUACUUGUCUGGAUAUAGCUGUUGCUGCAAUUUGUGCUUCUGUAUGAAAGGGAGAUGUGGAAAGUGAUUGGUAGGGAUUUUGCUAUGUCUAAGUAACUGACAUUUUCAUUUCAAUAUUUAGAAUAUAUUUUUCA
Salvia hispanica is the source of this 881-nucleotide messenger RNA. RefSeq names its product small ribosomal subunit protein bS6m-like. Gene Ontology annotation, cellular component: ribosome. Gene Ontology annotation, biological process: translation. Gene Ontology annotation, molecular function: structural constituent of ribosome; small ribosomal subunit rRNA binding. NCBI's taxonomy places the organism in Eukaryota, Viridiplantae, Streptophyta, Magnoliopsida, Lamiales, Lamiaceae. The record is from RefSeq and is a predicted model, not a curated record.